Molecule: messenger RNA, 1646 nt
Organism: Drosophila melanogaster (fruit fly)
Lineage: Eukaryota; Metazoa; Arthropoda; Insecta; Diptera; Drosophilidae
Exons: 5
Coding region: 206-1615 (469 amino acids)
Biological process (GO): carbohydrate transmembrane transport; carbohydrate transport; transmembrane transport
Cellular component (GO): plasma membrane; membrane
Molecular function (GO): transmembrane transporter activity; sugar transmembrane transporter activity
Source: RefSeq, marked reviewed
GUUGAAGUCAACGCGGAACAACCAAGGAUACAGAGCAUGGAAAAAGGACAUUUGAGCAGGAAGUUUACACGCAAGUGCUUUAAGGCAACCUAGGACCAUCUUUACACCCAGGCUCUCCAACUGUGAUAUACGAGAUUGAAGGAUUUAGCCGUAGACGUUAUAAGUCAUAGAAUAAUUAAAUUAAAUCGCACGGACUACCGCCAGAAUGCUGAUCAGCAUAUUCAAAUCGGGCAUCUUCCAGUGGCAGUACCGCCGCCAACUGCUGGUCUCUUUGAGUGCCACUCUGAUAACCUUCUGCCAUGGCAUCGCCCUGGGCUGGUUGUCGCCCAUGCUGCCAAAGCUGCUCUCCCCACAGGAGACGCCACUCUCCUUUUACAUUGACGUGAACGAGGCCUCCUGGCUGGGAGCAGUCAUUAGCAUCGGUGGCAUAAGCGGAAACUUCUCGUUUUCCUAUCUGAUGAACCGCUUUGGCCGAAAAGUGUCGAUUUACGCCCUCGCAGUGCCGCACACGUGCAUUUGGUUCCUGUUCUAUUUCGCCCAGAGCAUCGAGUGGCUCUAUGUGGCCAGGGUGUUUGCCGGCCUAACUGGCGGCGGCAUGUUUGUCGUCUUACCCAUCUUCAUUGGCGAAAUCGCCGACAAUAGCAUUCGAGGUCGCCUGUGCUCCUUUUUUACGCUCACCAUGAACACGGGCAUAAUGGUGGGCUUUGUGGUGUCCUCGCACAUCGCCUAUCACGUGAUACCCUGUGCCGUCGUUGGACUGCCCGUGCUGUACGUGCUCCUGGCCACGCGAUACCCGGAGCCACCGCAGCAGUUAAUCAGGUGGAAGCGCGAGGAGGAGGCCGAGAAGUCACUAAGGUACUAUCGCCGCUGCGACGGACCCAAUGUUUCCAAGGAGGAGGAGCGAGCUUAUCAGAAACACUUCGACGAAAUGCGGCUGGCCAUCCAACAGCAAAACAACGACACUGACGACAAUGGCCUCUCAAUGUCCGAUUUCCUCACCAAGCGCUCCUUGAAAGCCCUGGCCACGGGAUUAGUUUUGAUGGUAGCCAACAUCUUCACGGGCACCUUCGCCUUCAACAACUACAUGUCCAACAUCUUUGAUGCCGUGCACACUCAGCUGGAUCCGAAUACGAACACCAUUAUUAUUGGAGCAGUGCAGAUCCUGGGCACGCUGGCCAGCAUAUACUUGGUGGAUCGCUAUGGGCGCAAGAUCCUGCUGAUAGUGUCCUGUGCAGGCAGUGGCAUCGGAACUUCCGCCUUUGGACUGUACGCCUUCUAUGCGGAGGAGCAGAAGGUGGACCUAUCGGCCUUCUCCGCCUGGCUGCCCGUCACCCUAAUGGCCUUCAUCAUCUUCAUUGCCAACGUGGGCGUUAUCUCGGUGACGAUGGUGGUUUUGGUGGAGAUCCUGCCGCAGAAGAUCCGCGCGGUGGCCACCAGCUUCUGCCUGGGCUGCCUCAGUUUCUUCGCCUUCGCCUCGCUGAAGACUUUUCCACUGAUGAUGUUUCACCUGGGUCUGGCGGCUACCAUGUGGUUCUGUGCCGCCGUCAGCGUCAUUUGUCUGUUCUAUGUGGUGGUCUGCCUGGAGGAGACCAAGGGUCGCUCCAUGUAUGACUAAUUACGCGCGGAAUAAAGUUCAGAUAGUAUGG